CGCAACCAUGUCCGCCCAUCUGCUCCAUGUCUUUCUUUAGCUCUCUCUAUAUAAUCCCCUUGCUCGCCGCCUGCUCCCUACACCUCUGCCCACCGUCCUCCAUCGCCGUCCCCUCUCUCGCCCUCGGCACAUCGCGCCCAAUCGAGCACCGCCUGCACACUUCCGCCCCCACCAUGUCCUCCGAAUCCUCAGCCGUGCCCGCAGACUCCGCGUGGCUCCAGCAGCAGCUCCAGCAGCUCCUCGCCUCGCCCUACAUCCACUUCAACCACCCACCCGGCAUACGCAUGGGCCACGGCCCCGUCGACCUCUUCUCCACGCGCUUCAACAACCUCUUCGCCCCCGACGCCUCCGGCACCGUCGCAGGCACCGACGCCGACCGCGCCGCCCUCAAGCAGGCGCUGCUCGCGCUCCAGAAGCACUGGAGCCCGGACUCGGCGUCGUUUGCGCCCGCCACGGGACUGCAGGACGGACAGGUCGGCACCCGCGCAGAGUGGACGCCUCCGAACUCGGAUGAGACGGCGAAUGUGACCGCGACCGCUACCGUCGCGCAACAAGGCCCAAACAACCGUAUCAGCACACUGUCGCUGGAUGGCGACCAGAGCUUGUUCACGCAGUGAAUGAACGCAUCCUCUAUUCCGUAAUGUAGCUGUCGUGCAAUGUUUCCAUAAAGCAUCAGGCCUCGCAAGCCCUGAGGCUACACCUGUAAUAUAAAUACCAAUUUGCUCGCGUGUCAUAGACUAGGUCAUCAGAAAGUUGUACCGUAGUCAU
This is a messenger RNA of Postia placenta MAD-698-R-SB12, 768 nucleotides long. RefSeq lists its product as hypothetical. Lineage: Eukaryota; Fungi; Basidiomycota; Agaricomycetes; Polyporales; Adustoporiaceae. Bases 27 to 617 code for a protein of 196 amino acids. The transcript is spliced from 3 exons. The record is from RefSeq and is a predicted model, not a curated record.